This is a messenger RNA of Lindgomyces ingoldianus, 454 nucleotides long. RefSeq lists its product as uncharacterized. The record is from RefSeq and is a predicted model, not a curated record. The coding region runs from base 1 to 453 and encodes 150 amino acids. The transcript has 5 exons. NCBI's taxonomy places the organism in Eukaryota, Fungi, Ascomycota, Dothideomycetes, Pleosporales, Lindgomycetaceae.
AUGAUCAUGGGUGCAAUUAUUCAGAUUGCAGCCUUUAGUACAGCUUGGAUGAUUGUUGGCAGGAGCAUAGCCGGAAUUAGAGAUGCCAUUCUGGAUGAUCAUGAAUAUCGCCAGCUUUUCACUAUCCAAUCGGGUGACAUACAACUUCUCACUGUCUUUAACUUCGCUUUCACUCCAACAGUGUACUUCUUCUAUCCCGAAACUGCGGGACGUACUCUCGAAGACAUCGACCGCUUCUUCACUGGUGACGCACGAUUGCUGGUCUUUAAAGACAAUGAAGCAAUUUCAGAGCAACGACCAGACAAAUUCGUCCAACAUAAGCAUGAGGAAAUUAAGAGAAAUAGUAGUAUUGUGCCCGCGGAUUCCUCUGCGGCGACUGAAGUGCACCAUAGAGCUACUUUGGAGCGCGAGGAGAUGGAGAACGGGAAGAAGGAGAAUUAUGAAGAUGUUUGAG